AUGAUUACCAGCUUCCCUGGCUUAUACUACUACAUCUCAUUUCCAGUCGCUACGAGAUUCGCCUGGGGCUUCUGGGGAUCAAUAUUCGUGGUUCUCAACCGUAUCACUCUGUCGAUAGUAUGGUCCGGUGUUCAAUCUUGGCAGGGUGGAUUGAUGAUGUACGUCUGCCUUCGAGCACUUUGGCCAAGCAUCGAUGACAUACCGAACACUAUUCCGGCCAAAACGGGCAUGACCUUACCACAAUUUGUCGGAUUCAUCGUUUAUUUUGUCAUCCAGCUACCAUUUGUAUUUCUCAGCCCAUCACGACUGAGGUACCUGAUAUACGCCGGCAGCUUGUCCGGACUUAUUGUUCAACUGGUCCUGGCUAUCUGGGCCUGCGCAACAAUGGGCAGCAGUGGCUUUGGCAGCAUUAUUACUCAGGAAUCCCCUCUCCCCGGCUCCCAGGUCGCUUGGAUGGGGACAUAUUCGAUCAGCAUCAUUAUAUCGUCCAUCACGGCUGGCGCUCUCAGCGCUUGUGACUAUGCUCGAUUCGCCAAACGCCCCAUCUCGGGCAUGUGGUCGCAGGGCCUUGGCUUCGCGCCGGCUUGGUUAUCGAAUAUCCUAGGCAUCCUCACCGUGGCAGCUACACAGCAGCGCUUUGGUGCCAAGUUAUGGAGUGUGGUACAGCUCCUUGUUGCGAUGCAGGAUGCAGAUCCAACUUCAGGCACUCGAGCCGGUGUGUUUUUCGCAGCUCUCGGGUUUCUUAUCUCACAGAUUGCACUAAAUGUAAUUGCAAACUCCUUCGCCGGCGGUACUGAUAUUGCCUCCUUACUGCCUAAGUUCGUCAACAUUCGUCGUGGCCAGCUCAUAACUGUCUUCCUCGGCCUCGUCAUCAACCCGUGGUACCUGCUCAGUGGUGCCAUCAUCUUUGUGUCAGUUAUGUCAGCAUACGCAAUUUUCUUGCAACCGUUCAUCGGCAUUCUUCUCGCGCAUUACUUUGUCGUACAGAAACGGCGCAUCAAGGUGUCAGAUUUGUACAAGUUAGGCCCCAGCUCGAUCUAUUGGUACACUUGUGGAGUCAACUGGCGCGCGGUUGUUUCGUGGCUUGUUGGGGUUGUACCUCAUCUGCCCGGAUUUCUGGCAACGGUAAAUCCGUCAAUCAAGGUCACAACACAGGCGUCACAGAUUUAUUAUUUAUGCUCGAUAACAAGCUUCCUAAUAGCAUUCUUUCUAACAGUCGUAUUGCAUAUGGCUUUCCCGGUUAAGGCUCAAACUGAGUAUGUCGCCUCGGUCACAUUUACCUCAGCCAGGAACGAAGUCGAGGAGUACAUUGAAAGUUACGAGCAACAGUACGAGAAUGUUGAAGUACGAUUACGACACAAAUCCAUGAGCGAUACAACGUAA
This is a messenger RNA of Pochonia chlamydosporia 170, 1383 nucleotides long. RefSeq names its product uracil permease. Gene Ontology annotation, biological process: nucleobase transport; transmembrane transport. Gene Ontology annotation, molecular function: nucleobase transmembrane transporter activity. The coding region runs from base 1 to 1383 and encodes 460 amino acids. Gene Ontology annotation, cellular component: plasma membrane. NCBI's taxonomy places the organism in Eukaryota, Fungi, Ascomycota, Sordariomycetes, Hypocreales, Clavicipitaceae. The record is from RefSeq and is a predicted model, not a curated record. The transcript has 3 exons.